Cicer arietinum (chickpea) is the source of this 327-nucleotide messenger RNA. The record is from RefSeq and is a predicted model, not a curated record. NCBI's taxonomy places the organism in Eukaryota, Viridiplantae, Streptophyta, Magnoliopsida, Fabales, Fabaceae.
AUGUCAAAAAUUAAUGUCAAUGUUUUGGCAAUGAAUUUGCUAAUUGCCAUAGCAUUGUUGAUUGCAUUGUUUUGUGGUGUAAAAGCUACUGUAAUAUGUGACUUUGACUUAAACAAGCUAGACAUAUGCCAUGCAGCAAUUAAUGGAAAACACCCUCCAAAACCAAAUGCAAAAUGUUGUGAAGUAAUUAAACAUGCUAAUUUGCCUUGUCUUUGUACAUUCAAGUCUUUUCUACCUGCACUUGGAAUCAACCCUAAAAAAGCUUUGGCUUUGCCUAGAAAAUGUGGUCUGAAAACACCAUCUGAAUGUAGAUGUAAGCCUGAAUAG